GGACUACAAUCUGAUGCAAACAACAGGAAGUAAAACAGCAAUUUACUUUUUGGGAAACUUUUAGCAGCGAAAAGCUCCUAAAAACAUCCUGCAAAGUGUUUAUUCAUCUAAAGAGCAGGUUCAUACAUCAGUGGGGAGUUUUAUGUCAUCGCGGUAGACAUUUCAGACACCUUAAACAGCUUAAACUGGAUCAUCUGCUUUGUUUGUUUACAUGUUAGCAGCCUAGCUAUCCAGUCAUAUGAUCUGUUAAUGAUCCAGCAGCUUUGUCCUCACGAAGGACACUUAGUGAAAGAGUACCACGCACCUGUACAAUAGUGAGGAGUUGUCUGAAGUGUGCGUUAACAAUGCGAAGCUAACGUUUAGUACAUUUGUUUGUGUGUCACUGAACCUUUUGGCCACUUUUGAUAAAAGGCCCCUGAGCGUCUCCAUGCCAACAUGCCUGCUUGUUCCUGUGGCAACUGGAGGAGAUGGAUCCGGCCGCUGGUCGUGGUGCUCUACAUCUUACUGCUGUUAGUCGUGCUGCCUCUGUGCAUCUGGGAGCUGCAGAAGUCAAAGGUUGCCACUCAUAAUAAAGCAUGGUUCAUCGCUGGGAUAUUUGUCUUCAUGACCAUACCCAUAUCAUUAUGGGGCAUCCUCCAGCAUCUGGUUCACUACACUCAGCCAGAGCUUCAGAAACCUAUCAUCAGGAUAUUAUGGAUGGUCCCAAUCUACAGCUUGGACAGUUGGAUUGCAUUAAAAUACCCCAGUAUAGCAAUUUAUGUGGACACAUGCAGAGAAUGCUACGAGGCCUAUGUCAUCUACAACUUCAUGACCUUCCUGCUGAACUACCUGGAGAAUCAGUACCCGAGCCUGGUGUCGAUGCUGGAGGCCCAGGAGCAGCAGAAACACCUGCCCCCUCUUUGCUGCUGCCCGCCCUGGCCAAUGGGAGAGGUUUUACUGUUGAGAUGCAAACUGGGAGUGUUGCAGUACACCGUUGUAAGACCCGUCACAACUGUGAUUGCCUUGAUCUGUCAGCUGUGUGGAGUGUAUGAUGAAGGCAAUUUUAGUUCAACAAAUGCAUGGACGUACCUGGUCAUCUUCAACAAUAUGUCACAGCUGUUUGCCAUGUACUGCCUGGUGCUGUUCUACAGGGCUCUGAGAGACGAACUCGGUCCAAUCAAGCCAGUGGGCAAAUUCCUAUGCGUCAAAAUGGUGGUGUUCGUCUCUUUCUGGCAAGCUGUGUUCAUUGCUUUGCUGGUGAAAGUGGGCAUUAUCUCAGAGAAACGUACAUGGGACUGGCAGAGUGUGGAGGCUGUAGCCACUGGCUUACAGGAUUUCAUCAUCUGUGUGGAGAUGUUCCUGGCAGCCAUCGCCCAUCACUACAGCUUCACCUACAAGCCUUACAUCCAGGAGGCUGAGGAGGUUUCUUGCUUUGACUCUUUCAUGGCGAUGUGGGACAUGUCUGAUGUCAGAGCAGACAUUUCUGAACAAGUCCGCAAUGUUGGGAGAACAGUUAUGGGUCGUCCAAGGAAGGCCUACUCCGGUGAGGCGCAGAAUGACGGUGAGCGAUCUGGCCUGCUCUCUUCGGCCUCCCAUGAUGCCAUCACAGAGGCGGCAGCCAACCCUGUGUCGCCCAACGGUCAGUACCAAGGCCUAGGCAGAACCCCCACACCGCACUCUGUGUCAGCGCCCGCUGGGCUCAGCUCGGUCCCUUGGGAUGAAGGAUAUGAGGCUGGACUUGAAGAAAGCCAGGAAGCGGAAAAGACCAACCAAACCAAAGAGCCAACAGAAGCAGAUCUCAUCGUGAUCACCUAACAGACUCUACCAGACAUGGUUGGGCAGGACCCAAUUACACAGCCUUGUCAUUUUCCUGCAGACAUUACUAAACUGAUGCAAGAUUAAAUAAACUGUUGUUUAUCAACCAAGUAAUUGUAGAAAGUUUGCCAACAAAUGCAAAUCCAGAUGGACCUCUCUGCCGGUGACAGCUCCAAGAAUGUUCGGUGAAGUUAUGGCACUAAACGACUUGUAGAUAAUGUGCAUUUUAUGCAGUUUUUGUCGUGCUAGGGAGUUAUAUGGUGCGUUGGGUUCUGCAGAAUGGUUUUUAAUUCACAGUAAUUGGGAAAGACUUCCCAUCAGUUUUAACACGUCACAAAGAGCAUCUCCUGAAGUCUGAGCGAAGCUUGCAUGUGUAUCCUUUCCAAAUAGGAAAUUAUUACACUUCUUAUGUGUCGUCUCAGCCAUAUCAUGAUCCCCGAUGUGACAGUUAGAUGAUAAAGAGAAAUAUGCAACUUUUAAAAUACAAAUGUUUUCUUCACUCUGUCUUUUGUUUAUAGUGAUUUCAGAGGAUGUAUCGAUUGAAAUGAGUCAUCGUAAAUCUACGAUAUCAAAGCACAUUAAAUGUCCAGAAUCAUCUAUUUUUUUGUCCUAGCGUGUAUAAGGUUUUGCAUCCCUAAACGAGGUGAUUAAAAGAGCCGAAGCAACAAAUUUUGGGAUGCAAAGUUGAGACUAAUUUCUUUCAGUAGUAUGUUAGCGCUAUGCCUGCUGAAAGAUUUGUCCCGACAGUGUGACUUCACUACAGACUCAAUAUUAAUACGAUGUAUUUCGUAAGGGUUUGAGUAGACACUGUGAGUACAGUCGAAGUAUUAAAACAAUGUACACAACGUUCAGUCUGUUACAAUCAGCACAUUCUAGUAAAUUCUCAUCAAUGCUUUGCUGCAUACAGCUCACUCUCUGGUAUUAUAUAGGACAUUUAUUCACUAGUCUUCUCAGAUGCCUUGUUCUAUGUGCCGUGGAACUAGUUUAUCCACUACAUCAAUUUAGCAUUUAUAUUCCAGGAUCAGUUUUAUUUGAUGAGAUGUUCCAUAUUGAUUUUUGGGCUUCUGCACCCAAGCCAUUUACUUUUCCCCGUAGAUUUUCUGAGUUUUUUGUCAUUGUGACUUACAUGGAUUUGUGCAGGGAUAUAUCAUGUUUAAUAUACAGUGUAAGAUGUCAGAUUGUGUCAGAAAAAAAAUCAUAAAUGUAUCAAAUCAACAGUAUAAUCUGCAUCAUAUGUUGCAUUGCCUUACAUGAUUUUUUUUUUUUUUUUUUUAAUAAAACUGACAGUAUUACAUCAGAUCUGAUG
Molecule: messenger RNA, 3100 nt
Organism: Sebastes umbrosus (honeycomb rockfish)
Lineage: Eukaryota; Metazoa; Chordata; Actinopteri; Perciformes; Sebastidae
Gene: tmem184c
Product: transmembrane protein 184C
Exons: 10
Coding region: 436-1794 (452 amino acids)
Biological process (GO): transport
Molecular function (GO): transporter activity
Source: RefSeq, a predicted model, not a curated record